CGUUGCAUAAUUUUCACUUAUCUAAAAACCGAACAGUGACUGAGUGAAUGUUUGCAUUUUUACCGUAUAAAAGACUGUCGCGAAUUUUGUCGAGUCAGUUCAUUCCGACAUUUCCAAUAUCAACAUGUUUUCUAAAAUUUUGGCUGUUGCCCUUUUGGCCGUCUAUGUCCAGGCCCAAAGCCACGGACACGCCAAUUCCUACAUUUCCUACACACAAGGGCACUCCGGAGGCCUUGGCGGAAGUUCAAGUCUUCAAGGACUUGGCAGUUACGGAGGAUCUUCCGGAGGAUCAACCGGAUCCUCGUACAUUUCCUACUCUCAAGGAUCGCAAGGACUGUCUCUAGGCCACGCUGCUCCGGUUCUUGUACACAGUGCCCCAAGCCAUCACGAAGAGCACCAUUAUGCCCACCCUAAAUACCAAUUCAAAUACGGAGUUGAAGAUAAGCACACUGGCGAUAUCAAAUCGCAUGAAGAGACCAGAGAUGGGGACGUAGUCAAGGGUUCUUACUCCCUCCAUGAACCCGAUGGUACCAUCUUGGUGGUUCACUACACUGCUUCCAAGAAAACUGGGUUCAAUGCUGUGGUUCAAAGGCAAGGACAUGCCGCCCAUCCGCAAUAUUCUCACCACCACUAAAUUUUGUGCCAAAUACCGACAUGAUUUUAUUUAUUUGUUGUAAAAGAGAUUAUUUUUUUAAUAAAACUUUUUAAAUAA
Molecule: messenger RNA, 712 nt
Organism: Tribolium castaneum (red flour beetle)
Lineage: Eukaryota; Metazoa; Arthropoda; Insecta; Coleoptera; Tenebrionidae
Product: cuticle protein 19-like
Exons: 3
Coding region: 125-634 (169 amino acids)
Cellular component (GO): extracellular matrix
Source: RefSeq, a predicted model, not a curated record